Wasmannia auropunctata (little fire ant) is the source of this 1781-nucleotide messenger RNA. RefSeq lists its product as uncharacterized. Lineage: Eukaryota; Metazoa; Arthropoda; Insecta; Hymenoptera; Formicidae. Bases 306 to 1592 code for a protein of 428 amino acids. The record is from RefSeq and is a predicted model, not a curated record. The transcript is spliced from 11 exons.
UACAUGGUACUACAACCAUGGCCACGUAUAUAAAAGCAGAAAGAGCUGAUUAGCGCGCAGUGGAUUGGAGUCCGAUGCAAUCUAAGGUUAUAAUUUUAUUCGCAUCAUAGCUUUGCAGAAAAUAAUUAAUAGAACAAAUUAAUUAGUAAUCAAGAAAGUGUAGCAGUUUUAUGAUUCAAUAAAUUGAAUUGUUGCACAAUCCUUGCUGCAUAUUUGUGCAGUAGCAUUUGCAAUUUCCUGUAUUUCGGCCGCAUCUUCCAUUUGUAAUUUUAGAUUUUGAACAUUUCGGAACUUGUUUAUAUACGAUGGCGCAAGUUGAAGAUAUCAGAAAAUAUCUAACUAAAGAUGUAAUAUUCAAUAAAAUAAACGAAAAAUUUAUAAGUAUGGAUCCUGAUGAUAUAAAAGAUAAUAAUCAGUUCUUGAAAAAGAUUUUAGAAGAGUUAUUAAUAGGUGCUAUGAAAAAAGAAAGUCCGUUGUUUGCUAAAACCUAUCAAAAAAUUGUGUGGGCUGGAAGUUAUUACAAAGAAACUCGCGUUGGGCAACCUGAAGAAUAUGAUUUGAAUUUUGUAAUCAACUUACCCUUCAAGGAAAAAGAUAUAGAAAUUAGCACAGAUCGGCCAGGUUUUGUUAAAAUACGUUACACGGCUUGGAAAGACAGAAAUUUGGAUAAUAAUUCCUUAAACUUAGAUCCGAAAGCAUAUAAAGAAUUGAAGUCUUUCAUCGACGAUCAAUCGUAUCUAGAUCAAGAAAAAUUUCGCAGAUGGAUGAAAGGAAUUUUAAGUAAAGUGGCCAAUGCUACUGGUGGAAAUAAUAGAAUUAUAUUCGAUGGAUGUGAGCCAAUAAGGAUGAAAGAAUCGGGACCAGCGUUUACGUUAAUAUUGAAACUUUUAAAUUCCGGAAGAACUAUCGACAUCGAUAUAGUUCCUGUUUUCAUUUAUUCAAUUUCUAGUUUACCAUCAAUAAAAUGUUCAACUUCAAAAAGAAACUUUUUAAACGUUCGUUCACAUUAUAAUAGAUAUUGGUCCGCAGUUCCCAAACCUUUACAUGGUUUCGGUGAUUCAGGAAAUCGUUAUUGGCGUUUGUGCUUUUACGAAUUUGAACAAGAUUUGCUUUGCGAUCAUAAUUAUCAGAGUAUGAAGCCUGUAAUACGACAGUUAAAGAAACUAAGGAAUAAUCAACAAGGAUGGAAGAGUGUCGCAAGUUAUUAUCUUGAAACGUUAUGCUAUCAUGAAUCAGAAAUGUUUCACAUGUCUCAGAAAAAUUCUAUGACUUUCUUAUUCUUCACGAUGUUAGAAAAGCUCCGCGACGCUUUCCAAAAUCGCUCCAUAAUAUACUAUUGGGACGACGAUCACAAUUUGCUGGAAAAAAUCGGACAUUCGGAAAUGGAGAAUAUGAAAGGAAGAUUAAAUAAUGCUUUAAAAAGUAUCAGAAAAAAUAUCAAAGAAGAUCCAUAUGCGAUAGCUAAAUGGGUUUUAAGUCCAGACGAACUGCAUAUUUUGAAAAGUUUGGAACAUGAAAUAACAUCGAAUUCGACAUCUGAAUCGGAACCUGAACCUGAAGCUUCAGCUCAAGGGAAAUGCGUUAUUCUUUGACCAAUCGAGGAAGAAAUCAGCAACCUUGAUGACGCAGCUUAUCAUAGCGAGACAGUCUCCCUCGGCUGUGUGACUAUACGAGAAGUCCGAUUGGAACAUAUACUCAUAAAUGUCAACGAGUUUCAAGCUUCUCGGCCUCUCACGAUCGAAAUUCAAUCUCUUCUUCGGGUUGCUCCUCUUGAACGGUCG